Molecule: messenger RNA, 1566 nt
Organism: Daphnia magna
Lineage: Eukaryota; Metazoa; Arthropoda; Branchiopoda; Diplostraca; Daphniidae
Exons: 1
Coding region: 1-1566 (521 amino acids)
Biological process (GO): DNA integration
Molecular function (GO): nucleic acid binding
Source: RefSeq, a predicted model, not a curated record
AUGGAUGUUGAGUUGCUACCGCUCGGAACAAACGACAUCGAGUGGUGCUCAAAAACGACAAUCGACCAUAUAAAUGUGGAGCCCAUCUCUUCCUUACCAUCAGCAGCCAUAUCAGAAAUGAUAAGCAAUCACGAUAAUCUUAACGAUCUAAAACGCAGUGUAGCCAAGUUGCACCGUCCUAUCAAAGACGAAACACCAUUCCAUGCAGAGGAGUUAGAGCAUGCACUCAUUUUGUGUUUGUCCGCAGCCGGCCAUGAAUCUUACCCUCAAGAAUACGCCGCUUUAUCCGCCGGAAAGUAUGUAAAAGGCACCUCCUGCCUACGAAAAUUGAACCCAUUCAUUGAUGAAAAUGGGCUGUUAAGAGCCGAAGGCCGCCUCAAACACGCCGAUAUCUCACUGGAAGCUCGCAACCCCGUAAUAUUAGGACUAAAUCACCACCUUACAGAUCUCAUCAUACGCGACGCGCAUCAAAAGGUACACCAUUCAGGAGUAGAAUGGACCCUAAGUGAGCUGCGAUGGAAAUACUGGGUGCCGCGUGGCCGCCGACAAAUCCGGAAAAUAUUAAGCAAAUGCCGCGAAUGCCGUCUAUCUCGCUCUCGUCCGAGGCCCCCUUUAAUGGCAAGCUUGCCAAAGGAACGGCUUCAACCGUUUCUACCAGCGUUUACAAAUGUGGGCUUAGACUUCUUUGGCCCACUAUAUGUAGUGAUUGGAAGAAAGUCAGACAAGAGGUAUGGUUUAUUAAUCACUUGUCUCGCAACACGAGCCGUCCAUCUAGAAGUAGUAUGGUCGCUAACCAGCGACGCGUUCAUCAAUGCUCUACGCCGCUUUAUAAGCGUUCGCGGCAAACCCGCCGCUAUUUUCAGCGAUAAUGGCACCAACCUGGUAGCAGGAGAAACGGAACUAAGCGAUGGAAUCAACAAACUCAACUCAGAAAGGGUUACAACACACGCAGCUGAGCAUAACAUCAAAUGGCAUUUCUCACCCCCUUCCGGACCGCAUUUUGGCGGAAUCUGGGAAAGGAUGGUUCAGUCUAGCAAACGAGCACUCCGCGCGGUCCUCCAAAACCAGUCAGUCACCGACGAAGUGCUUCAAACAGUGUUUAGUGAAGUGAUGUCUUUGUUAAACGGACGGCCUCUCACCAACGUCCAUAUGGACCCUAGCGAACCCGAAGCCCUCACGCCCAACCACUUCAUCCUCGGUCGUCAUGAACCCCAUGUUCCGCCAACUGUCACAGAUGACUCUCAUAAACUUACCCGGCGGCGCUGGAUGCAAACGCAAUUCAUUAUAGACCAAUAUUGGGCUAGAUGGAUGAGAGAGUAUAUCCCAAACUUAAUUGAACGGCAAAAAUGGUUCCGCCAAACACAGCGCCUUGAAGUAGGAGACGAAGUCAUAAUAAUUGACGAAAACCAUCGUCGCGGGGAAUGGCCAGUUGGAAUAGUGAUAGAGACCUUCCCCGACAAAGAAGGCGUCGUACGAAAGGCCGUCGUCAAAACUAAAACUGGCGAAUAUCUGCGACCUGUAAUUAAACUCUGUGUCAUUUCAGAAAACAAUCUGCAGCCGGAAUAA